Lingula anatina is the source of this 2949-nucleotide messenger RNA. RefSeq names its product E3 ubiquitin-protein ligase rnf213-alpha-like. NCBI's taxonomy places the organism in Eukaryota, Metazoa, Brachiopoda, Lingulata, Lingulida, Lingulidae. The record is from RefSeq and is a predicted model, not a curated record. Gene Ontology annotation, molecular function: ubiquitin-protein transferase activity; ATP hydrolysis activity.
AUGACUGAGGCCCCUGAUAUUCAGUUCCUGUUUACUACCAGUUACAGACAUACAGAUGCUUACACCAUUGGGUCCAUGCUUUCUCAUGCAUUCAGCAAAAGUUGGCCUAGAACAGGAGCUGAUGAUCUUCAUAUUCUUCAGCAUGCUUUUACAUGGCCAGCAUUUCCUCAAUAUCUGAAAUGCCGGAUAUUACGUACUAGGCAAAGGACAGCAAUUCUUAGUGAAGAUUGUCAGAUACGACUUGCAGAGGUGUCGUCGCUUUUGCACAAAACUGUGAAAGAUGUGGAAAAUGGAACUGUUCAGAUCUGCAUGCUGGAAUUAGUGUUGAAAAACAAGGAUUCCUUCCUGGGACUGUGCAGAAUUAUAGAAGAUGUUGAAAAAGAAGCCCUACAAGAAGGCCAGCACCAGAAAUCAUCAGAAUCAGGCCAGAGUGAAAUGAAGCAAUCCAAAGUAGAUCAGUUAGACAUCAUUCUUCAGCAUCGUCUAAAGGAAAUGGAGGCUUUUGAGUCCAUCAAACAAUUCUUGGGAAUUUUUUCAGAACUCUGCAAAAGAAUACAACCAGUGAACACUGAUGCGUUAGAUCGCAGACUCCGACAGGACAUAAGCUGCAGAGAUCUGAGUGAUAUCUGUGAGCCUUACAUUAUGCAUCCUGAUGUAACACAAAACUGGCAGCCAGCUAUCACUUUCUUUGAUCAGCCUUCUGAAGUCUCUGACAUGAUGAUGCCUUUGAAAGAAAUCCACACCAGUCACAUAUUUACACGCUUCUGGAAGGAGUUUGGAUCAAUCGCCCACAAAGAGAAACUAGAAGGCACAGAUGAAGAAACAGAUGUACUGUCACUUCAAGAAGUUGCAACUGAAGUCUGGGGGAAAGCUUUCCAUUCAUGGGAGAACCUGGCCAAGUCUAUCAAACUGGGCACUGUCACUUUUGGUCAGAUGGAUGAAUAUUUUGCUUCUUUCAAGGAUAAGUACCCUGAGCUCAAAGAUGAGUUUGAUCUGAUGGGCAAUAUUUUAGAAGAUGCCAGGUGGAUAGAUGGUCGACUAGACCAGGUCAAACAGUAUCACAAACUUCAUGAGUAUCGUUAUGGGGCACAAGUCAUGAUGGAUGCAAAGAAAGAGCUUGGACUGACUGGUGACUUCAGCCUCAUAGAAAUUCUUGUUGAUGCAGGUGCAGGAAAAGAAAACCAAUUGAGCUCUAUCAAUAGCAAAGUGGUGGAUGCAGGAAAGGUUUUGAUCCGUGUGGACAACACAAAGUCUGACUGUAUUAAAGAUUUUGUUAAGUGUAGUCCACUUGUUAACUGGCUAAGAGAAAACAUCAAAGGAACCAAAGAACUGAAUGUAUUGGUGGAACUUGCCAUGAUUCAAGCAGGAGAGACAGACAUGGAGGUUGACAGGGUGUCCAUUUUGCAUGAUGCAGCAAUAGGCUUUGCGCCUCUAAUUUAUGAAGUCCAGACAGAUUGUGACUUUCAUCAGUUUCUCCAUCAGUGUGAGUUGGUGUGGAAUGCCCUAGACAAUGAUAAGCAUUUGCCUGUGAAGUUGAGAGACACAAUGAGACACCUGGACUGGGUAAAGAUGAUCAAGGAUUCACAUGGAUCAGUAGAGGUCUCCUCACUGGCUCAGGCUGAGGCUAUCAACUCCAGAGGCAUUUAUCAAGUUGGAAACGUAAGACCUGAUCAGCCAAAGACCAUGGGGAACACUAUAAAAUUAGUUGUUCCACCUGACCCAAGGGCAUAUGGAAAACGAAAUGAAGAAGAUGUGGACUUUCAAGAUGACAGACCAGUAGAAUACACUUUUGAGAAGCUUAAUGACCUCCAAAGUAAAUUGAUGUUAGUAGCAGGAAAAGUUGGGAAAGUAGACCACAGCAAAGCUGAAGUGGACAAGUUUGUAGAGGUUUUUGAUGCCAUAGGCCGCCUUGCAAAGGCAUACUUGAAAAUCUGUGCUGCAGGAAGUGUCCUCUUUAAUGACUGGACAUCAAAGUUUUUCUGCGACCUCACAAAACCAUGGAGCACCAUAAUUAGCUUUGGUUUAGCAGAACAAGAACUUCGAGGCAAACCUGACAGAUUACAAGAGGAAGGCCUAAGCACACAAAUUAGAGAGUUGUGUGAAUUCAUGGAGAAUUGCUAUGAAGACUGGCUUAAGUAUAUAGAAAAACAAAGGUGCAGUUACUAUGAGUUGAAUUUCUUCACCACAGAGCAGCUUGUGAUCCUCAGACGAGAGAUGGCAAAACUGGGAUUAGAGGGUCAAAGACCAUCAGAUUUGAUCUAUCCUAUGCUCCACAAUGUGAAAGCAAACUCCACUAAGCAGGAUCUAUUGAAGGUGAUGAAGACAGCUGUUCAGGAUCUCCAAGAAAUGGAGAAACAGAGAAACACAGAGGAGCAGAACGAUGCUGAAAUGACUGAAGAGCUGCCCUAUGCAAGUGAAAUGCCUGAUGAUGUUGAGGAAAAACAGAAAGUGGAGACUUUUCUUGAAGCUGUGAAAGAAGCAGGUUAUCCAGAAAACCUUGCCCUCAUGGCCCUUCAAAACUGUGGUCCUGAGGAUGUUGAUGAAGGGUUAUUGUGGUGUAUGGACAACUGGGAUGCUUUUCAGAGAGGACAGUUGCAAGCCACAACAUGUACCCCUGCAGGUCAAGACCAUCAAGUAGAUAUUGAAGAAGUUGACCUGACUUUUGCCAGACUCAGUGCUGGAAUGUCUAUGGGCACUUUGGCUGCAGAAUUGCUUCAAUCUACAUUGGGGAAAAAACAAAAAAGCUCAUUGAAAGACCAGUUAGAAGAGCUGUGGGGGAAUUUCUUUGGGAAGGUUGCUACAAGUGUCUCUGAUUACCUUAGCAUUGAGCAUCUAGGUCUGAUGUUGGCUCACCUUGCACGUCUAGAACCAGUCAAACUCGAAAGGACAUUCCCUGAAACCUGUUUGCAGAAAGGAAGACCUAAUCUGUUAGUGUGUCCCCAAGAUUGA